AUGUCUUCACCAACAGCCAAACAGCCUUCCAUCAUAGCUGGCAGUUCUAGAACUUCUGAUGAAGACCUAGCACCAUCUGACUCUAUAUCUCAGGCUAAUAGGCCUCCUAAAGAGAACAGGAAUGCUAUGUCUGAUUGGAGUUUAAAAGCUGCAAGUCUCCUUGAUGACAUUGAUGUUGACAGGUAUACUCCUUAUGGGCCUACUACACCUAAUCACCUUAGAGAGUUGACUUCUGCUGAAAAGGAGAGAUAUUCAUACUAUCCUUCUUCUGCUAAACUUAUAAAUGAAGUUUCUAAAGAUCAUCAUGUCAACUCUAGAAGGAGAACUGCUAGACAAAUAGCAUGGCUUAUAUACCUAGAUGGGAAACCAAAUGCAGUGGAAAACAUUUAUUUGUCCCUACAAGGCAGACUGUUUUUCCAACACAUUCUAGAUAAACUGGAUGUAUUCUGUACUUUCUCUCCCAAUUGGUAUUUGAAACCAGCUAGGGCUCCUGUAUCAAUAAUCAAUAGAAGAAAUCUUUCUGGAUUGAUUAGGGAGUUAACUACAAUUUACAAUCAAUGGAAAUCUCACACACUUUCUAAUGAUCAUACCAUGAAGGUACCAUCUCUUCCUGAGGAUGCUCUUGAAUCUCUAUACACUAAAGCCUCACAUGAGAUUAUAGCUGUACAUUUUAGAGAUCAAGUAGAAAGGUUUCUUGCUUUCUAUUUUAGAAUAAGGAAGAAACUGGAAGUUACCUCUGAUAAGAAUGAUCCUGCUGUUGAACAACUUUCUAAUACUCAUUCAGAGUGGACUUAUCCUACACAUAUUCAUAGAGCUCAUAGUCCCAUGGAAGCAUUAAAUACUUCUACUCAGGACUCUGAGAACAAUGAUGUGGAAGAAGAGGAAACUGUAGAAGAGAUUGUUCAAUUAAGCCAAUAUACUCCUAAGAAAGGAGAUAGAACCUUCAUUCCUGCCUAUACACCUAUGCAAGGUCCAGAUGUGACUACUUCUUUAUUUACACCUGGAUCUCAAGCUCAGAGGGACUUAGAAGAUUUCACUAACCCCUCUGCUGCAAGCACAAGUAAAACUAUUGUGGCUAGAAAUACUUUACCAGUGUUACCUGUCGUAGCAUGCCGGAUUUCGUACAUUUCUGUCCCUCAGUUGGCUUUGCUAUCAUCGCUGCCGCUGAGAGUUGGCUUCGCUAUCAUCGCUGCCGCUGAGUUUAGUGUUCCCUUGCAGCAAUUCUUACAGGUUAUGAGCCUUUCCUUCCAGAACCAAGAGGGGCUGGGUUCCCCUAUUAAUGCGUUAUAUGGUGUCCGCGGUUCAGUCCAGCCAACUGAACAAGUUCGAAGCGCACCCCAGGGCUUGGCCGCUGGAUCGCGCGACUUUGGUAUUGGUCAGGGGAUGGAGUCUGGUCGGACCUUGGCGGGGACGAUGCACAUGUCCCGGCCAGCUGAUCCUCGUGCGCCCUCCGUUCCUCCGAGUAUCGCCGCCCUUCCUAGCGCUGAUUUUAUUCGUUAUCCGUCCGAGGCGUCCUCCCCGUACGGUAUCUGUUCGGGUAUGCCCCCCUACCGUGCGCCGCUUUAUGCUCCGGGCGUGAUGACUAUUCACUCGGCUGCCCUUCCUGUUCCGCGUCUCUCUAGUAUCAGGGACAACAACGUUUACGGUAUACGAUUGGGUGAUUUAUCUAUACAUGAUCCUCGUCCUCCGAGUGUUCUACCUGACGAACGGCCGGCAAAUGCCCAGUCCCAAGUUACUGCUUACACCGGCAACCCCCCGCGAACCGCACACUCAGGGGCUCCGGCUCCAGCCGCGCGCCCACCCAUGAUGCCUCCCUCGCGUCUUUUGUCCGUGGCCUCCUCUCAAGCCCCUACGCCGGCUCCCGUGCCUACUCCUGUGCCCGUUCUCGUUUUGGCUCCCGCCUCUGAUCGCGUACCUUCAGCCAUGGCGCGUUUCCCGCCCCUCAUACCGAUCUAUGCGCCCCCCGCGCCAGUUCCCACGCCCGCCCCCGCGCCGGCCCCUAUCCCGGCUGUGACCCCUAUCCCGGCCCCUGUCCCAAUUCACCCCGCUGCUCCCAGCCCUAUGUUGAAUGCGUUUCGUCCCCAAUACUUUGCGCCUCCGCCUAUGCCAGCUUAUCCACCUUCUUCGCAUAUGCCAGCAUAUCCGCCUCCGCCUCCACCUUCGCCGCCGCCGCCGCCGCACGUACCGUAUUGGCCCCACCCUCCUAUGGGUUACCCAUAUGCCGCACCGCCGAAUGCCGAGGCCGAGGAUCGCAAGGCCUUCCUUGCUGAGAUGAAGAGUCUCUCUGACUCGCUGAAGGAGUUGAAGCUGGAGGAGGGGAAGUACGCGACCUGGUCACGACUGGUCUGGGAUUCGCUGGUGGUUCGCGGUUUGGAACACUUCGUGGAUGCAAAUUUUGUGCCGCCGAAUCCCGCCGAUGUGCGCGCAUACACUAACUGGGUGCGCUGCGACGGGCUUGUGCGCGAAGCAAUUGUUUGUUCCCUGGACUCUAGUCAGUACCCGUACGUCCAGGAGAACACCACCGCGUCCUCAGUCUGGGCUGCAUUGCGGGAAGUCCACGCUCCGCUCACCGAGGCUCGGGCUAGCUCCCUCAGGAGCCAGAUCUUGUCGUUGCGUAUGCCUGAGGGGAGCUCGUUUGAGGCGCAUCUGGCCAAGCUCCAGCACUUGGUGACUGAGAUGAGCGUACUGGGUCAGCCGAUCUCCGAGGGGGAGCAGAGGCAUGCACUCAUCGGUUCUUUGCCACACUCUUGGCGUCCUGUAAUCCUCCAGCUUGAGCUUGCCCCUAGACCUCUGGGCGAGACUAUCCAGGGCCUUCGCGCCAUCGCUCCCCGAGUAGCCGAGUUGAGCUCAAAGUCUUUGGCAUGCGCGUCUGACGUUACAGCACUCUCCGUCCAGACUGAGCCUUCGAAGAGUGGCGCGAUUCGCUGUUUCGAUUGCUGUGAGCUCGGGCACACCAAAGGAUCCCCCGAUUGCGAGUUUUCCAAGCGUCGUAUCGAGGUAUUUGGGGCCGAUCGUGUGAACAACCGGCGAAAAGGCAAGGGCAGGUCCUCGAAGGACAAGAACGACAAAAAGAAGGCCGAGGCAAGCGUAGCAGUCACCGAUGCUAGCUCGAGCGAGGCCCCGAAGGCCGGGGAGGCGUCCGCAAUCAAGGUUUCGUUGUGGACACCGUCCGCUGAGGAUUCCCCUGUUCAAGUGCUGGCACUAGCGGCUACUGGAGAACACAGGUCGGACUCUAUUAUCGUCAAUUCAGGAUGCUCUCACCAUAUAGUAAACGAUCGAGCCUAUUUUACUUCGUACCAACCUUUCGCGCCCUCUGAACGUCCGGUCAUUAGUGGAGUAUACAAUGGGAUCAAGGGGUACGCCAUGGGGAUUGGUGAUGUGGCAAUACCCACCACUUCGCCGCGGGGCCGCAUUUGGUGCAGGCUGACCGACGUCUACCAUGUGCCCGGGUGUUCGCGGGUCCUGCUUUCAUAUUGGAAACUUCUUGCCGCUGGUGGAUCUGUCGCAUGGAAUCCGCACAAGGCUACUCCCGUAUAUGGACCUGGUAGGUCAUUACUUGGAAUUGCGAUGCCGAGCAACUACGUUUGGAGGAUUCCAAUCGACCUUGGCUCCCGUCCUUCUGGAGAGGCUAACGCUGUUAUUGCGUCCUUGUCCGUGUCGGAAGCGGUGCUCUGGCACCGGCGUUUUGGGCACCUUGGUAGUGCAAACUUAUCCAAGCUGGCUUCAGGUUCCCUCGUCAAGGGUCUUCCCGCGUCCCUCGCUUGCAUCACGGAGUGCAAUGAAUGCGCCCUUGCAAAAGCGUGCCGCAGCCCGUUCCCGCCGUCUGACUCCAUUGCUACUGCCCCGCUGGAGCUCGUCCACUCGGAUCUGUGUGGGCCUUUUCCCCACUCGGUUGGCGGCUCUAAGUACUGGAUGAUCUUACUCGACGACGCAACCAGGUAUCGCUGGGUGCUCCCUCUGAAGUCCAAGUACGACGCUUUUGAGGCUUUCAAGGCCUGGCACAAGCGCGUCACUACCCAGACCGGCCGCGUCCUCAAGGUUCUCCGUUCCAACAAUGGCGGUGAGUAUUUCUCUGCUCAAUGGUCCGACUAUGUCGCUGAUCAUGGACUCGUUCGCCAGACGUCUGCGCCGUACAGUUCGCAGCAGAACGGCAGGGCGGAGCGGGACCUUUGGAGCCUGCAGGAUUGGGUUAGGGCUAUGAUGCUUGACGCAGGACUUCCUCAAGGCUGGUGGGCAGAGACUGUAACUACUGCGGUGUAUAUUAUGAAUCGAUCCCCCCAUUCCGCCAUUGAUGUCACUCCGUUUGAGGCCUGGACAGGCGUUUGCCCCUCAGUAUCCAACCUCCGUGCAUUUGGCUCAAAAUGUUUUGCUGUGCACACAUCGGGUACCGCCAAAACUCUCGAUCCUUGCUCGACUGAAUGCCAGUUUUUGGGCUAUGACAAACUAGCUAAGGUGUGGCGUUUGCGCAAAGUGGGCACAAACCGAGUCUUAAGGGCCCGCGACGUGAUCUUCCAUGAGACAUCCAGUGCGUCUCCCUGCCCGGUUACUAGCUACUCAGCCGAUGACCUUGAAGCGGUCUUCCCUACUGCUACAUCGGCGGACAAGGGGGGGGAUGUUUCGUCGACUGAUCAGUCUGAUGACUAUAUGCGCCCUGACCGGCCGACCGACCGUCAAGUGGGAGACCCGCCAGAGGAUGACGAGCCAGAUCCCAAGAACCGAUCCAUCGAGCCCGAUUGGGAGGAAAAGGCGUCGACCCUUCCACCCGAAAUCAAAGCUCGUCUCCCACGUCGAUCAUUGCGCGUCCGUAGACAGACAGAAAAGUUCCAAAACGGAACUGCCGCUGCCGUUGCCAUUAUGCCCCAACCUCAGGUGCCGUCCACCUACAAGCAGAUGCUUGAUAGCCCGGACGCCAAGAAGUGGCGCGAAGGGACAGUGGACAAGUUCCAGUCUUGGAAGUCCCUUGGAGUCUACGAGAUUACACGUGUCCCACGAACCCAGCGUCGCCUAGGUACCAAACCAGUUUAUGUGGCCAAGACGGGUGCAGAUGGAGCUAUCGAGCGAUUCAAGGUGCGCUACGUCGUUCUUGGAAAUUUGCAGCGGGAGGGGAUUGAUUACGGCGAGACCUCUUCCCCAACCGCUCGCCCGGAAACCUUGAAAAUAAUGGUCGCUGUGGGGACGGAGAGGAACUGGGAAAUACACCAAAUGGACGUCAAGACUGCCUAUCUACACGCAAAAGUCGAUCGCGAAAUUUACUUGCAAAUCCCAGACGGCUUUCCCGAGUCUGAACUCCCAUCCGGCAUCCCUCGCGAGGAACUUGCACUACGAUUAAACAAGGCCGUCUACGGGCUCAAGCAAGCAGGCUAUCUUUGGAUUUGCCAUGCGAUGCAAGUUUUUGUUGAGACCGGUUUCACUCAGUCAAAAUUCAAUCCUUGCUUAUUCUUCAUGAAUGUCUCCCCCGAAUGUCGCGUUUGGGUCCUAAUCUACGUUGACGACUUCACCAUCCUUGCUCCCUCCCCCAAGACAAUGUCAUCCACCAAGUCGAUCUUAUCUGCGGCAUUCCAACUGAAGGAUUUGGGCGAGGUGAAGCAGAUCUUGGGGCUCAAGAUUGAUCGGGACCGCGAGAAGGGUACUACGCAAUUGUUGCAACAAAAGUACGUACACAAUCUGCUGCUGGAACUGGGCUUGGAGAACUGCAAGCCAAUUUACUCGCCGAUGGAAAGCGCGCUUCAGCUUCCCGUUCACGGUUCCGAACCCGACGAGACUCCGCUUGGUGACGAGGACAUCGAAUUCAUGCGCGACAAACCUUACAGUAGGGUCCUCGGCUCGUUGAACUGGCUCGCGAAUGGUACCCGUCCGGAUAUUGCGCAUGCUUGCUCGUUCCUUGGUCAACAUGCAAAACGACCUGGACCAUCGCAUUGGAUGGCCCUCAUGCGAGUAGUACGUUAUCUCCGGACUACGUACGACUCUGGUAUCGUGUUCGCUUGCGGUUCUGGCUUGACGCUUGUGGGGUACUCCGACAGUGAUCACGGCGGUGAUACACGCGACUACAUGUCGUAUACAGGUUACGUUUUCACGCUUGGGGGCGGCGCCAUUUCACAUAAGGCCAUCAAGCAGUCCUGCGUGGCUAAGUCGUCUGCAGAGGCCGAGUAUGCGGCACUUUACGAAUGCGCAACUCAGUCCGUAUGGCUCCGCCGUUUGGUAUCAGAUUUCUUGCUCGAGACUAGCGACCCCAUUGAGAUUCGGAUGGACUCCCAAUCGGCAAUGAAGAUGGCUCUACGCAAUGGAUUCAGUGGCCGGACCAAACACAUCAACAUUGACUAUCACUAUUUGCGCAACCUCGUUUGA
Messenger RNA from Rhizoctonia solani, 6345 nucleotides. Its product is annotated as Reverse transcriptase (RNA-dependent DNA polymerase). Gene Ontology annotation, molecular function: nucleic acid binding. Gene Ontology annotation, biological process: DNA integration. The record is from RefSeq and is a predicted model, not a curated record. The transcript is spliced from 4 exons. NCBI's taxonomy places the organism in Eukaryota, Fungi, Basidiomycota, Agaricomycetes, Cantharellales, Ceratobasidiaceae. Bases 1 to 6345 code for a protein of 2114 amino acids.